CCACGAUUUUUUUUUCUUUUUAUUGAAGAGGCUUGCGAACCGUUUAGCUCGUCGCACACGAAGGUUCUGCAUGACCAAGCUGCUGGAAAGCAGUAAGAGGAAAGAAACGAGCUGCCCCGUGUGCAAAACCAAGGUCACCAAGAGGUCAUCGACAUCUCCCCAGACACAUGGAGACCUCCUGCAGUAGGCCAAGUAAUGUCCAAGAGCAUCCUGGGUUAAGCCUCCUCUGAAAGCAAUGACUGCCCUUAAAGUAAAUCUCUCUCCUUGGAGCAUCAGACUGGAGGGAAAUUCACACAAAGAAAAUUCUGUGGAGGUGCUUCCCAGGUCAUUGUCAAUCCACAGAAGUUCUCCCAGACUGUAACUGUGAGAAACUUUCCCUGCACAGAGCACUUUUCCUGAGUUAGAGUCUGUUUUGAAUGCAGAGGGACACUUGAUGGACUUUGGAUUGGCCUGAGGCGGGGGACUCCGGAAGGUUAAGGCCUUCUUCCACCGCGGUCUGAAGAUGUGCCAUGCCAGAAGCCUGCAGUACAGCAACAGAAGUACAAACAAAUGGAAUUUACCUUGUGACUUCUGUGCUGAGACUGCAAUACUGUGAGGAGCACUGCUGUGUGAAGGAAACACAUGCGCGUUGUCAUUGACUUUUCAAUGAUGGUGGAGAUGUGGCACUGUGCAUGGAUUUGGAGAGUACCAGACUUCAAUUGGACAGCUUUGACUAUUCCACUCAGCAGCUCUGCCCUCUGUAUGUACACCUGUGCAUUCAGACCUUUUGUAGUGAUUGUUUUCACUAGCUGGGACCACUGGGACACUUGAACUCUCAUCCCCUGCCAGAACACCCUGAUAUAAGAAGAUAUGUUCAGACAUGCCAUUUGGUGUGUAGUUUCCUCACCACUGAGCCAGUUGCAUCAAAACUCACAGUGGGGGUGGCCAAAUUAGGAAGAUGGCUUGGCUCAGGAUCUCCAAAAUCCAUCAGCUUUGUUGCCUCUGAUGCCCUCCAUACAUGGGGUUCCAUUCUACCCUCACACAGUUCUUUGGCCGUCUGCACACGCAAGUUACCAGACAUCGGACGCUUUGAACAUCCAGUGUGCAGGGAGUCAUCAGUGUUUUUAAUUAAGCACUUGAGCACCAUUGGGCGGUUCAUUUCAGGCUCUCUGUCACAUUUUAUGUGAAUGUGGCCAUGACAUUCCUUACAGUUGCCUCUGAUUUCUAUGUAUUUCUCUGUUACUGAUGGAUAGUCCUUGGCUCUUUUAAAGACAAAUGUGCAGGGGCUUUUCGCUUUACUUACACUGGCCAUAAUUUUGAUUUAGUAACUGUGUGGACUUUUCCUAUACUAACAACACUAAUUUCCACAAGAGCAUCAUGAACAGAAGUGUCACACCUAGUGGUGGGAGUGAAGUGUAACAGAUUAUUCUCCUUGUAAAUAAAUGAAAAGUUCAAUCAUAAGAGACCAGUGAAUGAAGGAAAGAGAAUUGUUUAUUGAACAAAUGAUGAUAUGAUUUGUCUUGAAAAAGUCUUCAGCAGUUCGACUCUAAAAGUGUGCUCACACCGAGGAGAUUUGCACCUAUAAGUCAAUGUCUAAUAUUGUAAAAACGGAAGCAGCACAAACGAAACUUUUAUCAGCACAAACCAGCACAAACGAAGCACAAACGAUUGAGACUAUUUUGGGUUAAUUUGGAGCAUGUGGGGGGCUGAGUGACCCCAGAAUGACCUAUAAAUAUUCUUUUAAUAUCUCCUGAACCGAAGCAGCACAAACGAAAAAUUUACGGCACAAACCAGCACAAACGAAGCACAAACGAUUGAGACUGUUUUGCUGACAUUUUGCGUUGGUGGUGGGGCAACUUCACGUAGGUGGUACCUGAGGGUGUCCCCUUUACAGACUCUUUAUGUUAAUAAAAUGCGAACACCUUUUUUAUGUUCAUUUUUUUUGUAUGAAGUUAAAAGUGCAGUUCUUACUGUGAAAUCUCCAAAUGUCAAAAUGACAGCAUGAAUUUUUCUUGGUUGUUCCUUAAUGUAUUGGUGUCUUCAUUUGGUAUUUUGGAGGUAUAUUUGAGCAUGUUUAUCAAUUCUUGAGUGUUCUAAAAUGGUUCAAUGUAUCAAAGUGUCUGAGAUGUAAGACUGAGACGUAAUGAAAUGACAAAAUUGACCUAGAACUGCUUUUUUUUCAUUUACAUGUGCUGUACUUUUAUGUAUUUCAAAGAAUGGAAUGCCAGGCAGUAAACUAAAAAAAAGAGAUGCCCAAAAGAGCACGCAUCCCACCGAAGAAGAUGAGAUUUUAUGAACCAGACCCCAGCUCACCCAAAGAUGACCAGGAUGUGAUAACUGCAGUGUCCCCAAUCUGUGUUGAAGACUGCAGCCAAGUGACCAGCUGAUUGAUUUAGCGAGAGCCGAGAUGAGACGAACCGAGACGAGACGAGACCUCCGCAAAAGACUUCAGGGUGAAACUUUUCCACGGGCAUCCUCCGGUUUACUUGUUAUCCAGAAAAGCUGAAAAGACUCGCACAGCCCACCCAGGGACGCCAAAUUGUUGUGGAAAUUACACAACACUCGCAGACUCAUCCUCUGAAGUGUGGCCGAGUCACUCGGGUUCUGAGUCACCAUGAGCUGGAGCUUCUUAAACUGCCUCUUAGAGGAAAUUCACAACCACUCGACAUUUGAGCGGAAAAUAUGUCUCACGGUCCUCAUGGUGUUCCGGAUCAUUCUCUACUACACCUACUACGAGCAGGGCAACUUUGUCUGCAUCACAGCCCAGCCGGGCUGCGAGAGCAUGUGCCACAAUGCCUUACUGCCGCUCUCGCAUGUCCGCUUCUGGGUAUUCCAGAUCGUUCUGGUGGCCACGCCCUUUCUGAUGUACCUCGGGUACACCGUCAAAUUUUCCAAGAGCAUAAAGUUUUACCUGGACAGACAUCAGAACCGAGGUCUGGAGGACGGCGAAGAGGACCAGGAGGAAGAUCCGAUGCUUUACGACAUGACCGUUGAAACGGAAAUCCAGAACGACAGUACACCUUUGGGUGCGAUGGGAAGUGGUACGAAAGCGAGACACGACGGCCGGCAGCGAAUCCAGCAAGACAGACUGAUGACGGUUUACGUCAUCCAGCUGGUCGUUCGGUCCGCUUUAGAAAUAUGCUUCCUGAUUGGUCAGUACAUGCUUUACGGUUUCACCGUCCAGGCUCGUUACGUGUGCUCGAGCAAACCGUGCCCUCACUCCGUGGAUUGUUUUAUCUCACGUCCGACUGAGAAGACGAUCUUUUUGAUCAUCAUGUACGCCGUGACCAUACUCUGCUUGCUGCUCAACUUCUGGGAGAUGCACCAUCUCGGACUGAGCACCAUGUUCAACCUCCUGUUGGCCAGAAAGCGGCGUGACGGCCCGGAUGACGGCCUCGCUGAAUGCGAGGAUAACGGACACGGAGGAUACGGCGGGUACGCACCGUCCCGGUCGUCUCCUUCGGCACCGGCGGACUACGAUGUCGCUGUGAAGGCAGAAAUGGCGCCAUUUAAACAAAAGGAGGAGGAGGAGGAGUCACCCAGGGAGCAUCAGCAACAGUACGGAAGCACAGAAGACGACUUCGUCCAGGUCCAGAAACCAGAGGAAAAGAACAGAAAUUCAAAGCAACAGCAUGACCAGAGGAAACAACGUGAACGUGAACGAAACAAGCGAAACAGAAGCAGAGGGGCUCGAGGAGGCAGCCGUGCCAGCAACAGCAAGUCGGACGAAGGGAAGCCAUCUGUUUGGAUCUGAGACGCAAACGGAGGAGAUCCAAACGCCCCAACACCAAAGCUGAACUCGUAUCACUGAGUCUGAGACCUGUACAAAGGAUUAUCGGUAAAGACAGUAAACCUGUAUCCGCAGGCCUCGUAAACACAGCUGGUGAAAGAAACAUGCAGAGACCGUUUGUUUUUGUUUUCUUUUGCUGUCUCAGGAGAAGAGCAGCAGCGUGCGCACACACAGCAUUCACACGCUGCUAGCACGAGGACUUCUUGUUAUUGAUUCUUUCUGUUAAAGCUGAGUUGCUGCUGUUCUUGUUUUCUUCUUCUUGUUUGUUUGUGCUGCUAUUAUGCGCCUGUAAGUUCUUGUAAUGUUUUCUUUUCUCCUCAUUAGAUUUGAAACGUGGAUUCUUUGUCAGAAAGUUCCUCGUUCAGCCCGGAGCAAUAAAAUACUUUAUA
Ictalurus punctatus (channel catfish) is the source of this 4158-nucleotide messenger RNA. Its product is annotated as gap junction gamma-1 protein-like. The transcript is spliced from 7 exons. Gene Ontology annotation, biological process: cell communication. Lineage: Eukaryota; Metazoa; Chordata; Actinopteri; Siluriformes; Ictaluridae. The coding region runs from base 2594 to 3733 and encodes 379 amino acids. The record is from RefSeq and is a predicted model, not a curated record. Gene Ontology annotation, cellular component: connexin complex.